CUAUAAUUGUUGUAAAUCGGUCAGUCUAGGUUUCGGCCAUCUUGGGUUUUCUGGAAUUGCUUAUGAGUAGAAAAAAAUUAUUGUUUGUACACAAUAUUCUUUAAUCUGGAUACCUCCUGCAUAGCAUAGCAUGCUCCAGUUACUAAUAUAUAUGCAUUCAUAGCUAUGGCCGAAAGGAGAAAAAUCCAAGGUGAGAUAGACCGAUGCCUUAAGAAGGUUGCUGAAGGUGUUGAAGUCUUUGAAGAUAUUUGGAAAAAGUUUAACUCCUUCCAGGUACAGUCUGCUUCUAACAGCAACCAGAAAGAGAAAUACGAAACAGAUCUGAAGAGGGAAAUCAAGAAAUUACAGAGACUUCGGGACCAAAUUAAAACAUGGGUUGCCAACAGCGAUAUCAAGGACAAAAACAGUCUUCUAGAUCACAGAAAAUUGAUAGAAACGCAAAUGGAAAGAUUCAAAGUGGUGGAAAGAGAAACAAAGACGAAAGCCUACUCAAAGGAAGGAUUGGGAGCGGCUGCCAAACUCGACCCGCAGACGAAAGAGAAGGGAGAGUUGACAAACUGGUUAUCUAUGAUGAUUGAUCAACUGAACUUACAACUAGACCAGUUUGAAAGUGAACUAGAACAGUUAUCGUGUACAACAAAAAAAAAAAAGCUUGAUAAAGAGCAAAAGCAAGACAGAUUGGACGAAUUGAAAGCGCAUCAAGACCGACACAAGGAUCACAUAAAACGGCUGGAAAUCAUUAUGAGGAUGGUAGAUAAUAACCAGCUCGCUAUGGAUCAGAUCAAGAAGAUCAAGGAUGAUGUAGAGUAUUAUGUGGAGUCGAAUCAGGAACCCGGUUUUGAAGAGAACGAGUUUAUAUAUGACGAUUUAGAUCUGGAUGAGUCUGGUCCGGUGUUGCUGGCGUCUUCGCCCCCUGAUAACGACGAUCCUGACCAUGAAAAGUACAUGAGCAUGGGCACCCCAACAUCAACAAACUCUAGUUCCCCAUCACCUAGUCCGAGUUUAAAUGCUAACCAUUCCGUUGGUAAUGCGUUAGACAUGCCAGCUUACAUUGUGGAUAAAACAGAAGAUAAUGACAGAAAAAGACACAGAUCCCAGUCAGAUGAUAAAAACAGAAGCAAUCAAUCUUCAACACCGACAGCCAUUAAAACUCCAACAAAGCAAACAUUUCACAACAACUCUGUUUCAUUACAAAACUCUGAGAGUAGUACAAACAGCAAUCAUCAUCCGACAACGCCCACUCCACCUUUGACAGCAUACGCAGCAGCAGCAGGCAGUCAGAACAGCACGUCCACCGAUCGGUUAACCCAACCCGUUCCCUCUGUAUGGGGGCAGCGAAAUGUAGCCAAUCAAAGUAGCCUUCUACAGGAUGGGAAAGCUCAGGUGAAUUCUAUAGACCAUGCGGCUGCUAGCAGUGUGACGAGUAAUGGAACGCCUCACCCCGUGCCGACUAACACAAACUCUGUCUCUGGUUUAAACUCGUCGGGAAACCCAUCGGUUUCGUCGGCACCGUCACCGUUGUUGAGUGCUGGUGCUGCAUCUCCGUCAGUCGGGUCAACGAACUCAUCCGCGUCAUCGUCAUUAAAUCUGUCACACCAAAACAGCAAGCCAGAAUCGUCAGUUGUCAUGAACGGCCCGUUGAGUUCGGGAAGUUCCUCGUUAGAGAGCUCUGAAUCAAUUUCACCUUUAAAAUCUAUGGCUCAGCAAGCGGUCAUGGUGCUCCGGUUAGAAAGCAAGCUACCAGUAUCAUCAGAUGUCACAACAGAAACAAAUGCAGGAGUGUUUCUCAACUCGACAGUACCCCAGUCCCCACAGCAGCCCACUGCCCCAUCACCCGACCAGUCUAGUGUGACGCACUCUCAAUCUCAGUCGUCGCUGCAGCCCUCCCCAGUAGCUCCGCAGACGACGACGAUCCACUUAAAUCCGUUGCUAGGCGUGGCGCCGCUCGGGCCCAUGCCACUGAUCAAGGAACACUAUUGUCAGCUGGCGAUGCUUGAGGCUGGCUUCCAUCACCUACCACAUCCAUCAGACUCGGAGAGAUUACGGCACUAUUUACCACGGAAUCCCUGUCCUACACCCUCCUACUACCAUCAAGUACCUCCUCCACAUGCUGACUCUGUAGAGUUCUUCCAAAGAUUAUCUACAGAAACAUUAUUCUUCAUAUUUUAUUACAUGGAGGGUACAAAGGCUCAAUAUUUGGCAGCAAAAGCAUUGAAAAAGCAAUCUUGGAGGUUCCAUACAAAAUACAUGAUGUGGUUUCAAAGACACGAAGAACCAAAAACUAUUACUGAAGAUUUCGAACAGGGCACAUAUAUAUACUUCGACUACGAAAAAUGGGGCCAACGGAAAAAAGAAGGUUUCACCUUCGAAUAUCGGUUUCUCGAAGACCGGGACUUGAAUUAAUGUUUGAGCUUAUAGCCAUGUGAUCUUGGAUGUGCAAUCCACAUCCUUUCGUGACUCGGUGCAUAGAGAGGAGCCCUGACUAAACGCAGGACCUUGGAUGCUACUACCUGACACUUACCAGUGAAUGGAUGGAUGGAGAGUGCUCAUUUGUGCUCUCACUGACAACACGCGAGUUGAUCUCACAAAAACGGGUUGUUUUUGUAUCACUUGUCAUGCUGCUGUUCAUACAACUUCAAAAUGUCGCAGGCUCCCAGCGGCUACCUUCAGCAGACACGCUUUUCCCUGUUGCUUUCAGAGGUGGGAGUAUGUGGCCAAAAUAGUUGUCACCUACUUGAUCCAUGUAGACAGAACCUAUGGAAUAGUGGCUGUGCUAAGAUAAACAGUAUUAUAAGGGCGUGGGUGAACAAAAAAAAGGAGAAGGAAAUUGAUAACGGAGAGCUGUUUGUUAUGAAUUUUGGUGCACGUUGUGAGUUAACAAAGUUAAUGUUAUUUCAUACUAAUAUCCAUUAGUUUGUUUUCUCACAGCUGUAAUCUAUAACGUCCGUUUUCUAGUGUACCUAGUCUUUUGAACAUGUCGGAUUGUCAUUGUUGAUCAAAUAGGGAGGGGGUUUUUUUAAAGAAAAUUUUACAAACCUGCAAACUGCCAUGUGUUUCUGUCGACUAGAUCUGGCACAGAAAGCAACGUGGAAGUCGUGUUUGUAGAAGGGGCCCAGUCCGAGUCUGGAGCAGCAAGCACCUGCCAUUUGUCAUUAACAGUGUGGCCGUCCAUGAACAAAUGAGUGUAGUGUGACUGCGGGCAAAUGAUUGUCCACUGUUGGUGUGUGUCUGACGUCAUCUUUCUUACUCGACCAUGAGCAUGUGUUGUUAUUAGAGAGCUCACACUCCCUAUUGUCACAAACAUGGUGGUUUGUCGAAUAUUGAACCAAUGUAGGCGUACAUGUUUACUCCUCUUUCAUUCUAGUGUAGAUCAUUUCAUCUAAUUUACCACUAGCAAUAUGACAUCUGACACAUGUAUAAUUAAAAAUAAUAAUUCUACAAGCCAUUAACACUUACAGUUUUAAUUCAUUUUUGAAAAAUAAUAAAUUCAAACAACUGCAUUUCUUAACAAAUUUGAAUUUAGAUAAUUUAAUAUAUUCUGACAUACCAGCAUGUUUACACUAGUGACAUUUGUGUGUGAAUUCUACCUUUUCUUAAGAAGCUUUUGGUAGCUGCAAAUUUUCUAUGAAUUCUAUUCUUUUAAACUCUAUGUACCAUAAGCUGGAGGUAAUUGGUUUUGAAGACUGAAUUUGAAUGAAAAUUGCACAGUACAGCACAGAAGUAUCGUUUCAGUAAUGUCCGUGAAUACCAUUGAAAUCUGUGAAUCAUCUACUUAAUACGAACCUCCGUCUGGUGUGCACCUGAACACCCCUGAUGUUUAUUAUUUCCUUAUGAAGAUCUGUUACAUUAGUUGGUUUUUGUUUUUUGUUACCUUAUUUUAAAGUCAUGGGAAUCAUGAUUUGAUUACAUAUCAAGAACAAAAUGUCUUCUUGAGUUCUGAUAAAUGAUUGUGACAUUUCUUUUUCAGUUAUUAUGUGAAGAUUUAUGCACUUCUUAUUGUUAUAUUGGGGAUAACACUGACGACAUGUUUAUAUUGUACAUGACAGCAGAAACCAGUUUCUUACAUACACAUAAUUCUUACCAAACACUGGUAACUAAAUGUAUUCAUUUGGACAAGUAAUUGUCAUGGCAUCUGGUCAGGAAAAGGCUAAUGGAUUGAUUGAUCAUUCUGUUGAACAAGUAAAUCUAAUGCUGAGUGUGCUUGGGUGAAAGGAGAGUUGUUGACUUGAAGAUAUCAGUUUCUGCAGAGCUAUGUAUUGAAAUUAUCUGGUUGAUAGGGCUUAUUUUAACUUGCCUUGAAGCACUAUUUUAUAGGGCAAGUGAUUGUCGCCAGUUAAUAAGAGCAUACAUUUUCAUUCUUCUUUAUCACUGCUUAAUGUUUGCUAGGGGUUUUUUUUUCUUGGGAAGUGUAACGGCUGAGUAGUAAAAACAGUUGAGUAUUAAAUAUUUCAUGUUAAAACAGAUCACCCAGCACUGUACUUGCGGUUGUAAUAUGAAGAAUAUCGUGUUUGGAGGAAGCUUUUUGUAACAUGCUCUGUAGCUGACUGUUUGAAAUUGAAUAUCUAAUAUUUUGGCACAUACAUUUAUUCUCACACCUGACUACGCAUGUCAUUGAACUACAGUGCUCUUUGAACUGAUGAACUGAUGCAACAUUAAAAACAUACAUUUUUUAAAUCUAUGGUCAGAAAUUUAUUACAUAUGGAUUCUUAGCAUACUGUAGAAUUUCACCAAGAAAAGUUAAAAUGUGAGGAAAGGAAAAAAAAUGACUGCAGUUUGCAGUUGCUAUGAUCUUUAGUUCAAACCUAAGUCGCACAUUAGUAUAUCGCAACCCAAAUGUUUCAUCUGUCCCAUUAACAGAAAUAGCAUUGUGGUAAGCUGGUAGGGUUAUGGAUGGAAAGAAAAAAGAAUUCACCGAAUGUUAUUUUACACAGUCGUAUCUUCUCCAUGUCGUUCACUAUGUUGUAUUGAGUGCUACUCCAAGAAGUGCUAAUCUUGAAUGAAUACUGCCUUUGUUCACAAUUAGACAAACAUCUAAUAAUUCUUCUGAUGAAUUGUUUUAAAUGUGUUGUGAUCAUUAAACAUUCUAUUGUU
Gigantopelta aegis is the source of this 5091-nucleotide messenger RNA. Its product is annotated as CCR4-NOT transcription complex subunit 3-like. Gene Ontology annotation, cellular component: nucleus; CCR4-NOT core complex; P-body. The record is from RefSeq and is a predicted model, not a curated record. The transcript is spliced from 19 exons. Bases 166 to 2403 code for a protein of 745 amino acids. Gene Ontology annotation, biological process: regulation of DNA-templated transcription; nuclear-transcribed mRNA poly(A) tail shortening. NCBI's taxonomy places the organism in Eukaryota, Metazoa, Mollusca, Gastropoda, Neomphalida, Peltospiridae.